Messenger RNA from Colletotrichum godetiae, 1030 nucleotides. RefSeq lists its product as uncharacterized. The transcript has a single exon. Lineage: Eukaryota; Fungi; Ascomycota; Sordariomycetes; Glomerellales; Glomerellaceae. The record is from RefSeq and is a predicted model, not a curated record. Bases 119 to 778 code for a protein of 219 amino acids.
UUUGCGAGAGAGGGUCGCACAAGGAUGGAGCGUGUUUUCGACUUAGUAACUCGCCUGCGGCGCAGCAAACAGAUUUGGCUGAGACGAGUCCUUUGGCGACACACGUCGAAGAGGUGGAAUGAUGGUUACGCAAAAGGCGAGGCGAGAUCGAAGUAGGUACCGAGCUUUACUGUUUGCGUCUAUGGGUGACGUUUACUCAUCGACCUCUGAAAAGGCAACGAAUGAGGUUUGGUGUAAGAGAGAGGGAAAGCCUUUGGGAAAGGUGGGAAAGAGAGAUGAACGGAAACAAAACAAUAGCAGGCUUAGGGUUCAUGGAGCAACACUUGGAUCAUCUCCCGCUCGCUCUCUCUUCUCUGGGAACGCCAGGACUGCGGACGGUAGGGGAUCGAUAUAUGUCCUUAUCCCUCCGGGCGACGGACCGUUGGGACGAAAGAGUGCGGGAGGGGAGGCAGACGGUGGCAGACGGUGGAAGUGGGAAGCGUCAAACCAUCGCGGGGAGGCGUCCGUGCAAAAUAAUUGGGAACGAGAGCUAGCGGCCUCGAAGGCGGAACGCCAUGAUCAGACUUUCUCGAGUUACCUCACCUCGUCCACAAGUCGCUCGCGAGAUGGAACUCCAGGGCCUAGGGGGGGAGGUAGAAAAGGACCCAAUUUGGCGCAAGGGAAGAAGAAGCGAAGAGACCAACAACCGCAGACGCGGCGCGGCGGCGGCGGCGGAGGAGGUGGAGGUCACUGGUGGGGGGGGGGACAGGAGGAACCUGAGGGACCUCCCUCAGGGUAGAUCAAGGGAGGAAGAAGGCGUCGUCACUAAGAGAGUCUAGUACGCUUCGUCUAGGGGCCGCUCGGUGGACUCGUGGCGCUGAGACUCGGGGUCGGGCUGGCCUUUGCUCGCAAUUUAUUUUUCUUAUUCUUCGUUUAAGGUAGCUUUCGGGGCGCGAACGUCCACGAGGCUUCUUCCCCAGAGACAACACUUGUGGCAGAAAUCUGGGACAUACGGGGGCGCGAACGUGGCGUGACGGCGAAGAAAAAAGUA